AUGGCGGAGGCGGAGGAGCUGCAGCAGCAGCCGCAGAGUGCCGGCCGCAGCGACGGCGGGGAGGAGGCCGCGGAGGGCGGAGCAGCGGCAGCGGGGGCCGCGGAGCCGGGUCCGCCUGCGGCCGGAUCCCCGGGCACCGAGGAGCCUGCAGGCGACGCCAAGAAGAAAAUUGACGUGCUGCUGAAGGCCGUGGGCGACACCCCCAUCAUGAAGACCAAGAAGUGGGCGGUGGAGCGGACCCGCACCAUCCAGGGCCUCGUGGACUUUAUCAAGAAGUUCCUCAAGCUGAUGGCCUCCGAGCAGCUGUUCAUAUAUGUAAACCAGUCUUUUGCUCCAUCUCCAGACCAAGAAGUUGGGACCCUCUACGAGUGUUUUGGAAGUGAUGGCAAGUUAGUACUGCAUUACUGCAAAACUCAGGCAUGGGGAUGAACGACAGGCAAUAGAGUUGUUCAGGUGUUCUCUUCAAAAAGGGAAAAAGGGACUAACUGUCUUAAACUCAACCUGUAAACACAUGACAAGAAGGAUUUUUGCAUUUCUGCUUGUGCCUGUAUGAUGCAGGUGAAUAGCAUAAGCGAAGAUCUACUUAGGCUGUCUGAUCACGUGGCUUCUUUCUGGUGUACAUCUGAGGUGCAGAGAAAACACCUGCGGUCUGUACAGUAGAGCCAGCUCUCUUGCUGCUGACUUCUUAAUUGCUGUAUUUGAAGGGAAGCUAUUUCAGCUGUCUGGAGGAUUGACUGGACACCUGUAUGCUGUAUUGAAGAUAAAAGUACCUUUUUUAUUAAAAGUGAUGUGUGUUGUACAUAUAGCCUGGGGUUCAGUUUACUUCUGACAUGUGCAUUUGUUACGUGCAUUCUGAAUAUGCGUUAUCUCAUGUCAUUUCAAGACUGGUUUUUUUUUUUCCUCAUGAUGUGUAGGUAUUGGUAUACAGUCUGACUACUUUACUCUGUACCUUCCUAGUGUUGGUAGUGUCAGCACCUCAUCAUUUACACGGCACAGCAUAAGGAUAGGCCUCAAAAUACGUUCCUCCCGCACUAAUCGCAUAGUGAUUUAUUGAAGUCUGAAUGCUUCAGCAGCUGCCAAGGUAUUUCUUCUGACACUGUUUAAUAACUUGCAUCUUUAGUUAAAUGAUGCAACUAGCUGUUGCAUCUUCAGUUAAGAGACAAAUAGACAUGAGGUGCUAAAAACCUACUCUAUAUAUCCUCAUUUUGUUUGGUGUAAUUCUCGUGUUUCACCAGAUGCAUGGUCCACCAAUGAAAUAGAAUGCACUUUACAUCCUUUUGCUAAGUCAUGACAACGUGGCUUGGUUUGGGGUUUGUUCCAUCAUGGAGAGGUCUUGGUACCUUUACUAGGGUACUGACCUUUGCUUUUAUUUGUUGGAGGGUUUGGGUAUGAAAGGUGGGAGGUUCGUGGGUUUAUUUUAAAUAUCCGUGUUACAGUCUUUAAUGUUUGUUUAAGCUGAACUAAAUUAAAUGUUAGUUUGCUUGCA
This is a messenger RNA of Empidonax traillii (willow flycatcher), 1486 nucleotides long. RefSeq names its product autophagy related 12 (gene ATG12). The coding region runs from base 1 to 429 and encodes 142 amino acids. The record is from RefSeq and is a predicted model, not a curated record. Gene Ontology annotation, biological process: nucleophagy; autophagosome assembly; C-terminal protein lipidation. The transcript is spliced from 4 exons. Lineage: Eukaryota; Metazoa; Chordata; Aves; Passeriformes; Tyrannidae. Gene Ontology annotation, cellular component: Atg12-Atg5-Atg16 complex; phagophore assembly site membrane; cytoplasm.